UAGUUCUAUUAUAUCUAUAUCUAGUAGUCCUGUUAUAUCUAGUAAUUCUGUAUCUGUUAAUGCUGCUGCUAUAAAACAAGAAAUCAAUUUUCAAAGAAUUCUCACUAAAUUAAUUACUUCUAAUAAUGAAAAUGAAAUAUCUAUAAAUAGUAGCA
Racocetra persica is the source of this 155-nucleotide messenger RNA. The record is from the annotation of a GenBank genome assembly. Lineage: Eukaryota; Fungi; Glomeromycota; Glomeromycetes; Diversisporales; Gigasporaceae.